Molecule: messenger RNA, 2890 nt
Organism: Closterium sp. NIES-67
Lineage: Eukaryota; Viridiplantae; Streptophyta; Zygnematophyceae; Desmidiales; Closteriaceae
Source: the annotation of a GenBank genome assembly
UUGUUCUAGCUGCUUCCUCAGGAUCUGCGACUCUUAUUAUCCACCCACGUCGCUGUUUCGCCUCUAGUUAUUUUCGUGCCUUUCUGUUGAUCUCUGGUUUUCCGACUUCUGCUGUGACUAAGAGUGUAAUUUCGGCAGAGCACGAUGAGCGUGGUCGGUUUUGAUGUGGGGAAUGAGAGAGGCGUGGUGGGCAUCGCGCGGCAGCGCGGCAUCGACAUCGCGCUCAACGAGGAGUCCAACCGCGAGACGCCCAAUGUCGUCUGCUUCGGCGAGACGCAGCGAUUCCUCGGCGUCGCAGGGGCGGCGUCGUACACGAUGAACCCUAAGAACACCGUGUCGCAGAUCAAGCGCAUGAUCGGGCGGAAAUUCGCGGAUCCCGAGGUCCAGAAGGACCUCUCGAUGUUCCCCUUCCGCUGCUCCGAGGGCCCCGACGGCGAGAUUCUGGUGCACGUGAUGUACAUGAACGAGCCGCGGACGUUCUCGCCGACCCAACUUCUCGCGAUGGUUCUGUCGGGUUUGAAGGCGAUCGGCGAGAAGGACCUGGGGUCGAAGAUCACGGACUGCGUCAUCGGCAUCCCCGUCUACCUCACCGACUCGCAACGCCGCGCUUAUCUCGAUGCCGCUACUAUCGCGGGCCUGCACCCGCUCCGGCUAAUGCACGAGCCGACGGCCACGGCCCUGGCGUACGGGAUCUACAAGACGGAUCUGUCGGAAACCGAGCCUCUCAAUAUCGCGUUCGUGGACAUCGGGCACUCGACGAUGCAGGUGUCGAUCGUGGCGUUCAAGAAGGGCCAGCUGAAGGUGCUCGCGCACGCGUUCGACCGGUCGCUGGGCGGGCGCGACUUCGACGAGGUGCUCUUCAACCACUUCGUCGACGAGUGCAAGCGGGCGCACAAGCUCGACAUCCCCUCCAACGCGCGCGCGUGCCUCCGCCUGCGCACGGCAUGCGAGAAGCUCAAGAAGGUCCUCAGCGCCAACCCGGAGUCGCCGCUGCACGUGGAGUGUCUGAUGGACGAGAAGGACGUGACGGGCUUCCUCAAGCGCGACCACUUCGAGGAGCUCGCGAAGCCCAUCCUGGAGCGCGUCAAGGCGCCGUGCCAGCGCGCGCUGCUCGAGUCGGGGCUCACCAUCGAUCAGAUCGCGGCCGUGGAGCUGGUGGGGUCGGGGUCGCGCGUGCCGGCGAUCCUGAAGAUCCUCGCGGAGUUCUUCGGCAAGGAGCCGCGCCGCACCAUGAACGCCAGCGAGUGCGUCGCGCGCGGGUGCGCGCUGCAGUGCGCCAUGCUGAGCCCCGCGUUCAAAGUCCGCGAGUUCGAGGUGCACGACACGUACCCCUUCGCCAUCGCGCUCUCGUGGAAGCAGGCCAGCGCGGCGGGGGCGGCGUCCGCGGAGGGCGCGGAGGGCGGGGGCGAGGAGGCGGCGGCGCAGCCGAACCAGGUGGUAUUCUGCAAGAACAACCCGCUGCCCAGCUCCAAGCUGCUCACCUUCUACCGCACCGAGGCCUUCACCAUCGACGCCUUCUACGCCAACCCCGAGGACCAGACCGUUGGCGCCAACGUCCGCAUCGGCACCUUCACUGUGGGUCCGUUCGCCCCGUCGCGGCCGGACUCGAAGCCGAAGCUGAAGGUGAAGAUCCGGCUGAACCUGCACGGCAUCCUGUCCGUUGAAUCCGCCACACUGCUGGAGGAGGAGGAGGUGGAGGUGCCAGCAAAGAAGGACGCCGCGCCCCCGCCAGCAGCAGCAGCAGAUGCGGCUGGCGCGCCCAUGGAGGCCGAGGCUGGUGCGGCAGCAGCAGGCGAUGCUGCUGCUGGCGAUGCCAAGAUGGACGACGCCGCUGCCGCUGCAGCAGCGCAACCAGCCAAGCCGGAGAUGGUGAAGAAGAAGAAGACUAAGAAGACGGACGUGCCCAUCGAGGCGCACCUGGUGGGGGGGCUACCUGCGGCGACGCUGCAGCAGCUGGUGGAGGAGGAGUUCGCGAUGGCGCUGCAGGACCGCGUGAUGGAGGAGACCAAGGAGAAGAAGAACGCCGUUGAGAGCUACGUCUAUGACAUGCGCAACAAGCUGCACGACAAGCUAGCCCCGUACGCGACGGAGGCGGAGAAGGAGAAGGUGUUGGCGCGGCUGCAGGAGACGGAGGACUGGCUGUACGAAGACGGCGAGAGCGAGAGCAAAGGCGUGUACUCCGCCAAGCUCGAGGAGCUCAAGCGCCUGGCCGACCCCAUCGAGAACAGGUUGCGGGAGGAGGAGGCGCGUGGGCCCGCCUUGAAGUCGCUGCAGUACUGCAUUGGCAGCUUCCGCGAAGCUGCGCUGUCCACCGAUGCGCUCUAUGAGCACAUCGACCCUAAGGAGAAGGCUCAGGUGGUGGAGGAGUGCAACAAGGCGGAGAUGUGGCUGCGCGACCUGAUGUUCCAGCAGCAGAAGCUGGGCAAGAAGGACAACCCCGUGCUGCUCGCCGCCGACCUCAGGAAGAAGGCAGAGACCCUCGACAGGUUCUGCAAGCCCAUCAUGACCAAACCAAAAGCAGCUCCCAAGCCUGCUCCAGAGCCAAAGCCCGAGCCUGCUGCCGAGGCACCCAAGGCAGGUGGUGAGCCGAUGGAGACAGAAGGGGCUGCAGGGGAGGGUGCAUCAGCGGGGGGAGAAGCUGCAGCUGGAGAUGUCAAGCCUGCUGAAGGCGACGCCAUGCAAACAGAGUAGAGUGAUCAAGAAAUGAUAGUGCGUUAGUAACCUUUUUAUGAGUUCAGCCAGCCUCGAGAUUCUUUUAACCCGCGUUCUAAGUGGAGCUUGCAUAUUUGCAAUGGGUUCCUGAGGGCCAGACGCUCAGGCAGUGAACCUAUCUUGAUUUGCUGCGUUUUUCUUGAGCAAGCCAUGUACACGUGUCCAACAUCCAUGGAGC